Molecule: messenger RNA, 1146 nt
Organism: Strongyloides ratti
Lineage: Eukaryota; Metazoa; Nematoda; Chromadorea; Rhabditida; Strongyloididae
Product: NAD-dependent protein deacetylase sirtuin-2
Exons: 3
Coding region: 1-1146 (381 amino acids)
Molecular function (GO): NAD+ binding
Source: RefSeq, a predicted model, not a curated record
AUGAAUGCCUCAGAUGACGUGCACUUGGUUGACGAUCCAACCGUUACAUUGGAGAGCCAACAUAUUGCCAAUCCAUCAACUCAUGAUGUAGAUGAGGAAGAUAAUGAGAUUCCUCAGAUAUAUGCAGAUUUUAUUUCAGAAGUUUUUGACAAUGGGGAUAUUGAAAUCGAUGAAUUACCCCCACCACAAGUAAAAUUGUCAAAUUUUACUCUUGAAGGAAUAGCAAAAUAUAUAAAAGAAGAAAGUCCUAAGAUAUGCUUUAUGGUUGGAGCUGGUAUUUCAACUUCUGCAGGGAUUCCAGACUUUAGAACACCAGGAACCGGUUUGUAUGACAAUCUCGGGAAGUAUGAUUUGGAUGAUCCUCAAGAUAUAUUUGAUCUCCAAUUUUUUGAUGAAGAUCCAAGGCCAUUCUAUACAUUAGCUAAAGAACUUUUUCCUACUGGAGUUAAACCAACGACUUGUCAUUAUUUUAUUAAGCUUGUUGAUGAGAAAGGCUUACUUAAACGAUGUUUUACACAAAACAUUGAUUCUUUAGAAAGAAUAGCAAAUAUACCAUCACAAAAAGUUGUAUUUGCUCAUGGUAAUCAUAUUACAUCUACUUGUAGACUUUGUAAGAAAAAAUAUAGUUAUGAUUGGCUUCAGGCUCAUUUAGCAGAUAAAAAUAAAUUAGUUCCAUUUUGUGAGGAAGAAAAUUGUAAUGGUGUUGUUAAACCGGAUAUUGUAUUCUUUGGAGAAAAUCUACCUACAAGCUUUUUUUUAGGAGCUAUUCAUGAUAUUCCGGCUUGUGAUUUACUUAUUAUUAUGGGAACAUCUUUAGUAGUUCACCCAUUUGCUUCAAUUGUCCAUGAAGUGAGGCCCGAAGUUCCAAGGCUUUUAAUAAACAUGACUGCUGUUGGAAAGAAAAGAAAUCCUUUUGCUCCUAGUUUAAUGUAUGGUGAACCAGAUAAUAUUCGUGAUGUUUUUUGGCCAGGGGCCUGUGAUGAUGGUGUUAUGGAGUUAGCCCGUCUCCUUGGUUGGGAUGAGGAGUUAAAAGAACUAAUUCAUAGAGAACAUUUGAAAUUAGAAAAAAAAGGACAAUGUCAGAAAGAUCUGAAUACAUAUGAUUCGGGAACUGGAGAUUCAGUUGCGGGUCCAUCAACGAAAUAG